ACUGCUGCUUCCGGGAACAUGGCCGGCUAAACAAUGACAAAAGUCUCUCUCCUCAAAAUCAAGAGGAAACUUUUCGAAAUGCAAACUACUUGGCUUAACAAAAGUGUUUGGAUUCAGUGCGUGCAAUUAGGUCGUUUAUUUGGUUUACUUCUGCAUGCAUGUUGUUGAAGGUGAUGUUUGAGUCGGAGUUAACUAACUUGGCUAUCUAGCCAGCGAAGGUAGCCAACUUUUCACAUUCAGCAGAAUUACCCUAACGUUAGCUAGCAAAUGCGAAGUGGCUAACAUGUCAACAUAGCUAGGAACAUAAGUAUUGCUAUUGGCUGCUACACUUGAAGCCCGCAACUGAUUUACUAAGUUCCACGAUCGAGAAAUGGAGAGUAGACACGUUGCAGUGCUGGCUUGUGUAACGUAGAUGCGUUUGUUAUUUUUAUCGGGGUGUCUCGCUGGUUGCUUGCUAUGUUCUCGCAGCUGCGUUCAGCUGUCUAGCUAGCUUGAUUGACACUAAUUUCAAUGGCUCACUGCAGUUCAAAUCCAAGUGGGAAGGUACCCCGUCCAGAUAGCUCAGCGUUGAUGGCAGGAUCUCCUGGAAGCGUUGAUCAGGCAAUGAAGCCGGUGUCGUUUGAAAUAUUUGGAGAGUUUUGGAACGUCCAGGCCCGGCUCGGGCAAGGCGUCUCGGCCUCAGUAUACCGUGUGAGCUCGGGGAGGGCGAGUACGGCCGCGGUUAAGGAGUUCCAGGCUGACACUCAGAGCGGAGAUUACGGGUACCAAAAGGAGAGGUCCGUGCUGGAAGACAUCCAAGGACACAAAAACAUCGUAACGCUGUACGGGGUGUUCACCAACCGCAGCCAGGUGGGUGUGGCCACGCACUGCCUGCUGCUUGAGCUGCUGGACGUCAGUGUGUCUGAGCUGCUUGUGAGGGCCAGUACCCAAAGCCGAGCCUUCAGCCCCCAGUGUGGUGGUUCCCAGAAGCAGGGCCACUCCAUGUGGUUGGUGCAGCACUGUGCCAGGGACGUCCUGGAGGCCCUUGCCUUCCUCCACAGAGAGGGCUACGUCCAUGCCGACCUCAAGCCCCGCAAUGUGCUCUGGAGCGCGGACGAUGAGUGCUUCAAACUCAUCGACUUUGGCCUCAGCUUCAAAGAGGGCAACCAGGAUGUGAAAUACAUCCAGACAGAUGGGUACCGUGCCCCGGAGGCUGAGCGUCAAUACUCCCUGGCCCAGGCGGGGAUGGAGGUGGAGGGGGACUCUGGCUGCUCGGCCGCUGUGGACCUCUGGAGCUUGGCAAUCGUCCUGUUGGAGAUGUACUCAGGCAUCAAACUCAAAGACACCGUCAGGUCACCCGAGUGGAAGGACAACAGUGCAGCAAUAGUCGACCAUAUCUUUGCCAGUAACAGUGUGGUGGGUCCUGCCAUCCCUGUCUAUCACCUCAGAGACCUUAUCAAAAGUAUGCUUCACAACAACCCCAAGCACAGAGGCACAGCCGAGAAGGCCCUGCUUAGCCCCUUCUUCAGCAUUCCUUUUGCUCCUCACAUAGAAGACUUGGUUCUGCUUCCCUCUCCUGUUCUGCGUCUGCUCAACCUGAUCGAUGACAGCCACCUGCACAAUGAGGAGGAGUAUGAAGAGUCGUGGCUGAACAACGACAUGGAUAAUAUACAGUUGGCUGGGUUUUCCGUGCAUCGGCAAGAUAGAACCUCCGACAUCUUGGAGGACAUGAAGGAGGAGUGUCAGAAGUAUGGCUCUGUUGUCUCUUUGCUCAUCCCCAAGGAGAACCCAGGCAAAGGACAGGUGUUUGUAGAAUACGCUAACGCAGGCGACUCCAAAGAGGCCCAGAGACUGCUGACGGGACGGACCUUUGACGGGAAGUUUGUCGUUGCCACGUUCUACCCCCGGAGUGCUUACAAGAGAGGCUAUCUGUACCAGACCGUGCAGUGAACACACACACGCACUUGCGCACACACACACACACACACACACACACACACACACACACACACACACACACACACACACACACACACACACACACACAUCGUCUGCUGAAGAGCACAGGCCGAGGCCUCAGUCAGUCACUGUCAUGAUGUGUAUAAUCAGAUCACCACUCUGCUUUCUGCAGCCUCUAGAGCCAGAGUUAACCUACUGUGUCCUGUAGCUUUACUGUAUGUAGCAACAGUCUGCGAAAGGAAAGCUUUGUAUAAUCCAAUCUUCCAUGUCCUGCUAUGGGGAUGUAUACUGCUGGAUGCUACUGUUGACAGAUUCAGAUGGGUCAUAUGUUUAUCAUAGGGGUAGAUGGCUUGACUUUCGGUAAAUGGAUCCUCACUGGCCAAAGCUGCACACUGUCCCACUUUGCACACUGUGCUGAUGUCAAACCCUGAACAAGAGAGUUACUUUAUGUCCACCGAUCUUGUAGAGCACAAGUACAGUACCAAGUACACUAUGGGUUUCGUAAACCCAGCAAGCAGUUUGGAUUGAAUAGGGCCCUAGUUUUCUUUGUACUCAACGGCUUGAAUAUCCUAUAUUUAUUUGUGUAAUUGAAACCGUUCCUGAUUGAUUGAUCUUGGGUCUCUCUUGUUAAAGGCUGAGCCACAAUUUCAUCUUGUCCAAAGUUACCUUCCCAUGACCUAUUUUUCUAUGAGAUGUUUGUUUUGAGACUUGAAUUCCAAAGGUACCACUCCAGAUCAUCUGUAGAAUCACGCUGAGUUCUAGAACGUUCUGAGCCUAAACUCUAACCACUCAACUUCAGCUCUUUUCUGUGGUACAUGAAAAAUAUCAAUUUCUUUGUUAUUUCUGACAUUUUUAAUCUAAUUUCUACCUUAUAUACUAUUAUUACAUUUUGUCCAAGUUGACCCAUAUACUACUUAUACUCCAGAAUGGCUGUGCUGAUGUGAGUGGAAGUUAAGUUUUUUUCGAUAUGUUAUGAAAGGGAUGGAUUAUUUCCUUAGCACUGUACGAUACAAAGCAACAAGCUUACUUUACGUUCAGAACCGAUGGAUAGGGUUUUCACAGUUGAAUAUUUCAGUUGAAGAGCAUUCGAGCUGACCGUUUCGUAACACAGUAGCCCACUUUCAGUUCUAACAGACGUCUGUGUGAGUUAGUCUACAUGACAAAUCAAUGUGUGAGAGCUGUGCUAGUGUAGGUAUUUGUUGAUUAUGGUGAGAUUAUAGAUUUAAUCCAAUACUGCAGAGUUUUGUAUCCUAUGUCGUGUGUGGGAGAUGUUGAAAUUAACUUAUCAGUUCAGUGCAUGCAACAUUGUUAUGUUAGGGGCAGUAUUUAUUCAGACAGUCUUGACUCUUCCCCUUGUCUGUCUGCUGCUCAUAUUCAGUCCAAUAACAUUGUGAAUCUUAAGCGUAAAUCAUAGUCCACAGACGCUGAGACUCGAUAGUCCGGCGUCCCAUUGUGACAUAGCUAUGCAGCUCUGAGACACCGUCUGUGGGGACGCACAGCCCGAACGCUCACCUCCCCACAAUUCCCAGCCUACACAGCUAUUCAGUUGAAUGUGUUGACAGUUGGAGAAAAUGCUUGUGCUGCCCAGAAAAUUCUAAAAGUAUGAAAGCCAACAGUCCAAUAUUCUAGAACACUGCUGUGCGUACACAUUUUGGACUAUGAUGAACGCUUCAGAUUGGGCACAGAUGCUUCUGAAUGAGUAGGCUGGCAUUGAACAGGCUAAAGCUCCAUCCUGCCUGCCCAGCCUCUCCAGAUGUUUGAGAAAGAGACCAUAUAUUAACAUGAGCAGGAACAACAUUCUGGAUAUUCUGCAAUUUACUCCGUUUGUAGCUAACACUUCCAGUCAACUGGCGCCAUGCGACAACUGUCGGGGCUGAUUGAGACAUUGUUGACGACAUCCUGCCUAAAUGUGAAAGCACUGACUCUAGGACUUAUGGGUGACCGGUCAUAACACCAAUAUGUGAGGUGAUCCCAUACCAAAUGUAGUCCACUGCCUUAGCUGCCUUCUCUGUGUUAUCUAGUCUAACACUGUAAUGCUCCCAUUUAGUUUCAGCACACUGUCCCUUCACAGUGUGUUAUUCAAAGUAGAUCCCAAUGAAAGCCUUCAUAGUUUCCUUCCUGAUCUCCACAACCAUGGCGCAUGAUGAUGACAUUUCUUUAUGCAAACAUUUUCAGGGAGCUUCUUUGUUUUUCGUUUACACUUUGGGUCAGUUAUCCUAGUACAGUGUCCGUUUCUUUACUUCUAUGUCUUCUGAUAUACUAAUAUGAAAACAUUCUAUGUAUCUGAUAAAGCUUUUAGAUAGCUGUAAUGGAUUUGUGGGCAAGGCGGUAUCUGGUGUUUGUCCAUCUUGUUAGCUAUGGGCUAACUUCUAUAUGAUAUUUGUUGUAAUAGCAGCGAGUGUAAUAAGAGUUUUAGCAUGCAGGUGGCAGAGCAGGAUUCAUCUGGACAGUGACUAUGCAGUCAAUACUGAUCAGAGAAAACCAGUACAACUACAUAGGUACAGAUACUACAUGAGAAGGAGAGUGAAAGAGGGAGAGCGACAGUAACAGAGAGGGAGCUGUGCUGUAAGUCCGAGUACAUACAGUUGAAGUCGGAAGUUUACAUACACCUUAGCCAAAUACAUUUAAACUCAGUUU
Salmo salar (Atlantic salmon) is the source of this 4575-nucleotide messenger RNA. RefSeq names its product serine/threonine-protein kinase Kist. The record is from RefSeq and is a predicted model, not a curated record. NCBI's taxonomy places the organism in Eukaryota, Metazoa, Chordata, Actinopteri, Salmoniformes, Salmonidae. Gene Ontology annotation, molecular function: ribonucleoprotein complex binding; ATP binding; RNA binding. Gene Ontology annotation, cellular component: nucleus; neuronal ribonucleoprotein granule. Gene Ontology annotation, biological process: positive regulation of translational initiation; regulation of protein export from nucleus; peptidyl-serine phosphorylation.